AUGCCAAGAAAAAAGUCUGCCGCAAAAAGAGCUAGAGAACAAGCAAAUAAAGAGGCUAGUGUGACUGCCCCGGAUUCUGCCAUCAAAAAAACAACUGAAAACAUUUCUACUGCGGUUGAACCGGCAAUCGAACCAAGAGAACCAUACGCUUCUAGUGAGGAGGAAGAAGAAGAAGAGGAGGAGGAGGAGGAGGAGGAAGAUGAUUACGGUGAGCUAAUAACUGAUGAAGUAGAAAACGGUAUCAAUCAAGUGCUAGAUGCUAUAAAAAAUAAUAAAACUGAUAAACUAUUGGAUCCUAAAGUAAAAUUCUUUGAAGAUCCCGAAUCUGCUGUUGCCAAGCUGGUAAAUCGCGAGGGCAAGCAUAAACCUAUUUACUUGAAGGACUAUCACCGUAUGAACAUCCUUUCUGGUGAUGCAUUAAGAGGAGAUGACGAAGAGAACGAACAUGCAACUGUCGAUGGGAAGCAAUCUUUUGUUUCCCAGCAACGCGAAGAAAAAUCUCAGCUCUUGGAUGAAAUCAAGAAUGCCUUUAGUGAUGACAAUAAUGAAGAGGACAAUGAAGAUGAAGAUGAUGGGUUCUUGAAAAGAAAGGAACCUUCUACAAAGAAAGAGGAAAAGGGAUUACCUGAUCCUUCCGGGAAUGAAGAAAACUUCUUAGAAGAAUUUGUCAAUCAACAGGCUUGGAUUCCUAAAAAGGGCGAUAAGGUGAUUUCCUUAGACUUGAACAAUAAUGGAGAGGACGAUGAAGAAUUUGAAGAUGCUGCGGAAAAAUUUGAAAAUGCCUAUAAUUUUAGAUAUGAAGAUCCAAACGCAGCAGAAAUUGUAUCAUAUGCACGUAGUCAAGCCACACUAAGAAGGUCUGACAACUCUUCUCGUAGAAGAAAAAGGGAGGAAGAAAAGAAGGUCAAGGAACAGGUUAAAACAGAAAAGGAUAAAGCCGUCCAAAAAAAGAAGACUAAGAAAUUGAACAAACUGACAGACAUCCUAGAACAAUUAACCAAAGAAUAUGGAGCUGAAAUUAAUGCUGAUAUGGUGAAAAAAAUUACCGAUACUCUAAUGAAAAACGAUUUCAAAGAGGAAGAAUGGGAUAAUGUAGUAGCGGAAUUGUUUAACGAGGAGUUUUAUAAACAGGAGGGAAAGCCCACCUGGAAUGAAGAUGACGAAAUAAUGGGUGAUUUUUAUGCUGAUGGUGACGAUCAAGGGGAAGAAGGUAUAGUGGAGGAAGAUGAAAAUGAAGAAGGUCCCAAGAGAAAGAAAAGCAAAAAAGUGGAAAAAAUACAAAAGAAAAGAGAAAAGAGAAAGGUUAAUGAAUUGGUAGAAAAUGCUUUAGAACAAAACAAGCUAGCAUUAAUAGAAGAGGUUGAAAAGGAAGAAGAAGAAAGAAAGAGUAGGAGUCGCACGAAAGAGGAGCAAGAUCUAAAGUUUCGCUAUCGUGAAGUUUCUCCUGAAAGCUUUGGUUUAACUGCAAGAGAGAUUUUCGCCGCCGAUGAUACUGAUUUAAAUGAGUUUAUUGGUUUGAAGAAGUUUGCACCUUAUCGUGCUAAAGAACUAAGAGCGAAGGAUAAGAGGAAGGUGAUGAAAGCAAGAAGAUUAAGAGAUUGGAGAAAGAAAACUUUCAAAAACGAAAGUGGGUUACCUCCAGUAGACCCAGAAACAAGUGGGAAAGAAGAUGACACAAUACUGAUACCUGUAGAAAAAGAUACUAAAAGCAAACACAAGAAAAAGCACAGCCAUAAACAUAAAGGCCACCAGAAAAAAUGA
Molecule: messenger RNA, 1761 nt
Organism: Saccharomyces mikatae IFO 1815
Lineage: Eukaryota; Fungi; Ascomycota; Saccharomycetes; Saccharomycetales; Saccharomycetaceae
Gene: KRI1
Product: Kri1p
Exons: 1
Coding region: 1-1761 (586 amino acids)
Biological process (GO): endonucleolytic cleavage in ITS1 to separate SSU-rRNA from 5.8S rRNA and LSU-rRNA from tricistronic rRNA transcript (SSU-rRNA, 5.8S rRNA, LSU-rRNA)
Cellular component (GO): nucleolus; 90S preribosome
Source: RefSeq, a predicted model, not a curated record